This is a messenger RNA of Rhinolophus ferrumequinum (greater horseshoe bat), 1477 nucleotides long. RefSeq names its product calmodulin-lysine N-methyltransferase (gene CAMKMT). NCBI's taxonomy places the organism in Eukaryota, Metazoa, Chordata, Mammalia, Chiroptera, Rhinolophidae. The record is from RefSeq and is a predicted model, not a curated record. Gene Ontology annotation, molecular function: calmodulin-lysine N-methyltransferase activity. Gene Ontology annotation, cellular component: cytoplasm.
AUGCGGAUUUGGGGGAGGGCAAUGGGAGGGAGGCUCGGCUUGACAGGUCCUGACAGGGAAGAAAUGGCAGGUCCUGGCAGGGGAGACCUGUGGUGGCGGCAGCUCGUUAGAAGUGGCUCCAGCGGGAUGGAGUCUGGAGUCACUGAGGCCGAGGCCAGCAAGGCUGAGGGCUCCUCGGGUGAGGGCUCGGCAAGCGGGGGCCCGGCUCCGGGACCCGCAGACUCAGCGCCCUUAGGAGCCGCCAGGUGGAAGCUCCUGCGGCAGGUUCUGAAGCAAAAACACCUGGACAAUUGUCUACGGCAUGUAUCUGUAAGAAGAUUUGAAUCAUUUAAUCUGUUUUCAGUAGCAGAAGCCCAAAAAAGUGAAACUGAAGAGGAAGUUGGUGCAUGGGUCCAAUAUACAAGUGUCUUCUACCCUGAGUACAGUAUUUCCUUAAGUCACAAUAGUGGAUCCUUGAAUAUUGAAGAUGUUCUUACCAGCUUUGACAAUACAGGAAAUGUUUGCAUCUGGCCGGCUGAAGAGGUUUUGGCUUACUACUGCCUCAAGCACAGUGAUGUAUUCAGGGACCUUGCUGUGUGUGAGCUAGGGGGUGGCAUGACAUGCUUGGCUGGGCUCAUGGUUGCUAUUUCUGCAGAUGUCAAAGAAGUUCUGUUAACUGAUGGGAAUGAAAAGGCCAUCAGAAAUGUUAAGGAGAUCAUCACGAGGAAUCAGAAGGCUGGGGUGUUUAAGACUCGGAAAAUAUCAAGCUGCGUUUUACGAUGGGAUAAUGAGACAGAUGUCUCUCAACUGGAAGGACAUUUUGACAUAGUUAUGUGUGCUGACUGCCUAUUUCUGGACCAGUACAGAGCCAGCCUUGUUGAUGCAAUAAAGAGAUUACUCCAGCCCAGGGGGAAAGCAAUGGUGUUUGCCCCACGCCGAGGAAAUACUUUAAACCAGUUUUGCAAUCUAGCUGAAAAAGCUGGUUUCUCUAUCCAUAGACAUGAAAAUUAUGACGAACACAUUUCAAACUUCCACUCCAAGUUGAAAAAGGAAAAACAGGGUAUAUAUGAAGAAAACCUUCAUUACCCACUUCUGCUUAUUUUAACCAAAAGUGGAUAGAAGAUUAAGCUGCUCAAAAGAUGAAGAAAACGUCAAGUACCCAGGGAAUAUUUUACAAAAACAGAAACCUGUCAUGGGGAGAAUAUGCAGCAAGCCCUUGGCUCCCUGAGGCUGGCCAGCGCCCAGGACUUGCAUCCCCACCACCUUUGCGACAUUCCACAUGCAGAUUAUGGAAUCCACCUGUCCUCACCCACAUUAUUCCCCAGCCAUCCUGGAUGCCUCUUUUUUCAGGCUGCUUGUUGCUCUUCCCGCACCAAACCUUUGUUUGUCUUUAAAUGUGUAUAAACCACUUAUCUGAGAUUUGAGUUGGACUGGUGAGCACGCUAAAUGUUUUUACAGCUAACUGAGACAGAAUUCCUUUUGGCGAUUCCCCCCCCCC